This is a messenger RNA of Oreochromis niloticus (Nile tilapia), 2202 nucleotides long. It is a transcript of the gene st3gal4, whose product is annotated as ST3 beta-galactoside alpha-2,3-sialyltransferase 4. Gene Ontology annotation, biological process: glycolipid biosynthetic process. The transcript is spliced from 13 exons. The record is from RefSeq and is a predicted model, not a curated record. Gene Ontology annotation, molecular function: sialyltransferase activity. The coding region runs from base 609 to 1643 and encodes 344 amino acids. Lineage: Eukaryota; Metazoa; Chordata; Actinopteri; Cichliformes; Cichlidae.
GGGGGGGUGAAAGGGUGAAGGGGUGUCCGCUGUUAAAGGCGCUAUGUUAACCGCUAUGUCAGAAACGAGUUCAUAACAGGGAGGAGAGGUAAACUCCGUGGUUUUGCGCGUCCGGUGGAGCGUUGCAUCGUCACAGCAGAUAAGCGUUAACGCCCUCAUAGGUUCUGUCGGCGUGUCUUAGCGGUAGGCUGAGGGGUUUGUUGUUUUCUCAUGCAUGGAAUGCCACCAAAAGCAACGUGAACUUGGUUGCAGUUCUGAACAGGGUCGCUCUCCGCCGAUUUAAUCCCAUCUGUCCGACAGCGCUGCUGGGAAAAUCCCAGACUGAUUACAUAGGAACCACUGAGGACCCAGCCUUUUGAAAUGAAAGAGGAAAAAGUUCCUGGCGCUGAAAAACAUCCCCACAGCAUGAUGCUGCCACCACCAUGCUUCACUGUAAGGAUGGCAUUGCCGCGGUGAUGAACGGUGCCUGGUUUUCUCCAGACCAGAGCAUUCUCUUUCCCAAUGCGUAACAUACCGACGAUUUGUCACGUCCCGAGGCAUCUCAUAGUAACGCGAAAGGGUGAUCACAUAUAUUGUGAAGUCAUGAGAGGCUCGGCGAGCAUGUGAAGAUGUCCCAGAAGGCAACUAAAAUAUGGUGGCCUAGGCUUCUCCCAGUUCUCCUGUUCUUCGUCACCUUUGUCAUGUUCUACUGUUCAUAUGCCUUGAUUCAGAGCUAUGGAGGCACCAGCAAGUCUCCCAGCAGUAGCAAGUCGCUGUGUGGUGGCUGGCUAACCCAGAAGAAAUGGGAGAGCCUUAAGUUUAACAUUAGCAGACGGACGCAGCUCUUUAUGAAAAUGGAGGAUUUCUUUUGGCGGGAGCAUCUGUCAGAUCUGGCAUUACCUUAUGGCAUUAAGGGCAGUGAGCUGCUGCUACUAAAAGUGCUUGCUGUAACUGCAAAUUAUCACGUGCCAGCCAACAUCGAAAACCUUGAAUGCAGAACCUGUGUAGUCAUAGGUAACGGCUUUGCCAUUAAAAACAGCUCCCUGGGAAGCAUCAUUAAUAAAUACGAUGUGGUCAUUCGGUUGAAUGAUGCCCCGGUAAGAGGCUAUGAGGAAGACGUGGGGAACAAGACCACCAUGAGGUUCUUCUAUCCUGAGUCAGCCUUCUACAACCCCGGACUGGACAAUGAGCCCGACACCCUCAUGGUCCUGGUGCCUUUCAAACAGCAAGAUCUACGGUGGCUCAAAGAGAUCCUCUACAAUGAGAAGAGGGUACUGGAUGUCAGGAAAGGCUUUUGGAAACCCCCUCCUCAAAUUUGGUUGGGUGACGCCAGUAAAGUUAGAGUGCUGGACCCACACUUCUUGCAUCAGACUGCAGUCAAGCUGCUAAAGAUCAAUUUUCACCCCAAGAGCAAACAGAUCCCAGUGCAUCCUACCACCGGUAUACUUGCCAUCUUUGUUGCUCUCAACUACUGUGACGUGGUCCACGUUGCUGGAUUCGGAUACCCUCGCUCAAAGAGCCAACAGCAACAGCCCAUCCAUUACUACGGAUAUGCCACCAUGAAGUCUAUGAAGAAUUCUUACCACGACCUCAAUCAUGAAGCUGAAGCCUUAAAAAGACUGGAGGAUUCGGGAACCAUUCUCUACCUGCAUCCACAUUUAUGAUACACAUUCAUCUCCAUUUUUGGGGGGGUCAUCUGACUCAGAUCUUAAUGUGCCUUCUGCGCUGGGAUAUGUGAAUUUUGCUGAACGUGACAAUCCUGGCACCUUAUGUGUGUUUUUUUUCUAAAGUGAAAAAAAUAGAGUGAUUUAACCGCUUUCCAAUUUUUUUUUUGCUUUGGUGAUGUGGGUCAGCAUUUUUUUUUAAGAAUAUUCAACUCACUAGAUAAAUAAACGAAUAAAUAAAAUUCUGAAAUAGAAAAAAACUGUCUUAACACAAACAGCAAUCCAGCUGUUUGUGUUAAGACAGCUGCAGCAAACUGGUUUUAUCAGUCGAUGUCUAGUCUUGGUGCUUGUUGUUUUUCGGUUCUUGUGAUGAACUGAGUUGAUGGAAUGAAAACAAUUUAAUCAAAUGACAAUUUUGCUCAUUUGUUAUACUUUGACUACGGUGAUUGUUUCAGUAUUUAAUUUAUUUCCUUUUUUUAUCAUAUACAAAUGGUACCACUGGAUAUUUUGUAAUGUACAGAAUAAAAUACAUUUGUAAAUUAAAGGUGAUCAAAACUGA